Messenger RNA from Phytophthora infestans T30-4, 1053 nucleotides. Its product is annotated as retinol dehydrogenase, putative. The transcript has a single exon. The coding region runs from base 1 to 1053 and encodes 350 amino acids. Lineage: Eukaryota; Oomycota; Peronosporomycetes; Peronosporales; Peronosporaceae. The record is from RefSeq and is a predicted model, not a curated record.
AUGAUCGCAAAGAACCUGUGUCUCGCACACAACACCGAGAUCCAUUACGAGUGUUUUCAAGCCAUGUCAGCACCUUCCGACGUUCGUCCUGCCAUCCCUGACGACUGGGGCGUAUCCCAGAUCCUUUCGCUCAAGGGUAAAGUGGCGAUGGUCACGGGAGCCAACUCGGGACUCGGGUAUGAAACGGCGUCGCAACUGGCACGCAAAGGGGCUCACGUAGUUCUGGCUUGUCGAGACGAAGCCAAUGGACUCGCUGCUGCUGCCGCACUCGACGAGCUUCUGGGCACCGAACCAGAACGUGGAUCCGUCCAGUUUCUGCAAUUGGAUGUGAGCGACCUGAAAAGUGUCCGUGAGUUCGCUAAGUCCUUCAAACGGGGGCAUGAUCGGCUGGAUCUGCUCAUCAACAAUGCUGGGGUCAUGGGCGGAAGCUACGCGCUAUCAGUGGACGGAUACGAGCGAUUGUUCGCGACCAACCAUUUGGGUCACUUCGCACUGACGUCUCAGUUGUUUGAGCUCUUGAAGCAAAGUACGGCAGCACGUGUUGUCAAUGUCAGUAGUGGACUGCACAAGAGAGGAGAGGCAAGCUUCGAUGAGGACGAGAUAAUGGUCACCACUGAGGACAAGUUCGGUCAGAUUCAGACGUAUGGGAAGACCAAGUUGUGCAAUAUUUUGUUUACAAUGGAACUGGACCGACGAAUCCAAGCUGCGAGGAUUGAGAACGUCAUGGCAGUGUCGUGUCAUCCCGGGUAUGUGGCGACGAACUUAGGAGCGAAUAUGGCGGCAGCGAACACCAAUUGGCUCUACUGGUUGGUGAUCAAACUCAUGACACUACUGCCUGGAGGCAAGAGUCCGGAAAUGGGAGCCCUACCAACUUUGUACGCUGCGACCGGAAAUGAGGUCGUGGGUGGGGAUUAUAUUGGACCAAAAGACAGGAGCACGGGAUCACCGGCUCGUCAUAUGCCGUCAGAACUCUGCAACUCGGAAUCUGCCGCAAAGAAGCUGUGGGCGUUUAGUGAGAAAUUGGCAAACUUGACUUUUGUUGUUGAGAAGUAA